This is a messenger RNA of Theobroma cacao (cacao), 2465 nucleotides long. RefSeq lists its product as uncharacterized. Lineage: Eukaryota; Viridiplantae; Streptophyta; Magnoliopsida; Malvales; Malvaceae. The record is from RefSeq and is a predicted model, not a curated record.
UCUUCUCUGGCCUCUGCUACAUCAAAACAAAGAAAAACCUUUCUCAGUAACCAAACAGGAAAAGCAAACUCUCUCCGUUUCUUUUCUUUUGUUGACCAUCGAAAAAAACAAUGGAUUUCCAUUGCCUUCCAAGGAAAGAGCUUCAGACUCUUUGCAAGAAGAACAAGAUCCCGGCUAAUAUUACCAAUGUUGCUAUGGCUGAUGCACUCAAAGCUCUUGAGAUUGUUGAGGGACUUGAUGAGUUCAUGAAUCAAUCUCAAUCCCCAGAAAAAACCAUGAACAAAUCAUCCCAAGAAAUCCCCUCUACUGUGACUAGGACGUCGACACGGAGAAAACCUACCAAGGAAGAACCACAAAGCAGCCAAACAACGACCCGAACCCGCAGAAUAACAAGAAGAACUAUGGAAUUGGACGAAGAAAACAAGAAUGUGAAUGUGCCUGAGACUCCCGUCGUGGCUACUACUACCAGGAGAAGGGCUCAAAGAACUGAGCCUGAAGUUGAGGAGCAGAAGAAGAGUGAUCUGCUUGAAACUCCAGCUUUGCAGAGUAACAGGAGAAGGGCUGGAGUGGGAUCUACUAGGAGGAAAGUGGAGGCUCAGAAAGACGAAGGGUCAGUUCAGCAGGGCUAUGGUACGAGGCGGUCAGUAAGGUUGUUGGAGAAGUGCAUGGAAGGGUUGAGUUUGAAGGAAAGUGGAAGAAUGGAGCCUGUGAAGAUUGACAAAAUGGUGGAGGAUGAAAUUGAAGAGAACAAGAAUCGUCAAUCUGGAGCUACAUCAGACGAAAAUUUGGCUCGAAAUUUAAGUGUGUCCCUUGAAGGUGAAAGGGACUUGAAAGAUGAUGUUCACAAUGCAGAAAAUGAUUGCACAGUGAUAUCUGAGGCUGGUUCUCCAAAACCUGAUAAUUUGGACUGUCUCUUAGCCUUAGAUACAAAAGAUGCAUCCCCUGAUGAGAAGACCGAUGAGUCAGAUGCCUAUUUGGCUGAAGGUGCUGACAAGCUGGCAGAUAUGUCUGAUGGAACCAUAGAUCCAAAGGGAUAUGAUGAUGCUGUCCCUGAAGACUCAUAUGAGAUUGACAACUCAAGUGAGGAAUUGGUAGCUGAAAACAAUGGCGGCUCUCAUGCUGAUGAGAACACUGAGGUCUUGGAUCAUGCUUCAUCUGCAGAAUAUGUGGAGCCAAAAGAAGCUGUGAUUGGAGAAGAAUGCCAGAAGUUAGUUGGCAAAGAUUGUGACAUUAAUGUAGUUAAUGAUGAUCUAGCCAAACUUCCGGAAGCUGAAGAGUAUGAUGAUGCCAAAGCAUCUCAAAAUGCUUCAGCUAUCCCUGAAGGCUUUAUGGAUUCCUUGGAAAAGUUGGGAAAUGAAGAAUCUGAGGAUGAUCCAGAUCAAAUUGUUGCUGUGUCAAAUAUUGUUGAUUCAGACAUUGAUGAUAACUCAGGUUCUGACAACAAUACUUUAGUUGAUGAACAAGAGGAAGUUCCAUGUGAAACAGCCGCCUACUGCUCUGACGAUCCAAUGAGUAGUAUGGUGAAUGAAGAAGCAUUGAUUGAUGUAAAUGUAGCUGAAGCUGAAAUAAUCCAUGUGGGAGAAACUUCAAUCUACAAUGCUCCCCAAUCAGUUGCGGUUGAUAUCUCAGUUGACCAGAUUCUGGAUUAUGGUGAUGCAGAAGCAUUGGUUGAUGUCUGCGUAAAGGCAGCAGAGGAAUUUGCAGAGACCACCCAGGAAGUCCCUCCACUGGAGAAAAGUCCCACGGCUGCAAAGCUAAUGAUUCCUUGUGCUUCUCUUGUCUUCAACAGUGCAAUAACAAGCUCUAUACCAUUGUCACCAUUGACAGCUCAAUUUUCUCAGCCAACUCGUUUCACACCAAGGAAAUCUUCAAGCAAGAAACAGACAACAAUUCCAAAGAUGACGCAAGUUUCAGAUAACAAUAAGGAGAACAUUGACAAUAACAGCGACAAGGAAGUGGAGCCUAGCCUGGCAAAGGUGAAGAAAAACAAGAACAUCAUUGAUGAGGAAACUAUGCAGAAAUUGGAGGAUAUGAGUCUAAGGACUCUAAAGAAGCUAACAAAGAAGUUUGACAAACUAAAGAUCGCUGACCAUAAGAAGAACAAAGAAGACAAGAAUGACAGUAAGUCAUUUGGGAAGACCAGACCGGCCUUGCAAAUACUGUCACAGAAUUGUAUACCUGCUGGGGAAGCAGAGGAGGAAAACUGAAACAAGUAUAGAAGAAAAGCAUGAGACACUACAUUGAUAAAAGGAUUCAAACCUCGGUUCGUUGCCUCCCUUGCUGGUUUUUUCUAGCCCAGCAACCAGAGAUUACUUUGAUGGCUAUGUUUGGAUUUUACAAUAAUGUUUUUUUCGGUCCAUUAUUUUGCUAAUAAUGAGUCUAAGAUGUGAGAUAGACCAAUUUUGCAUAUUAGUUGUGACAAAUGUUUUCAAUUAUCUUAAUCCCAAUUAUAUGUUUUGUUCAUA